Messenger RNA from Indicator indicator, 474 nucleotides. It is a transcript of the gene TIA1, whose product is annotated as TIA1 cytotoxic granule associated RNA binding protein. Lineage: Eukaryota; Metazoa; Chordata; Aves; Piciformes; Indicatoridae. The annotation marks the transcript as partial. The record is from RefSeq and is a predicted model, not a curated record. Gene Ontology annotation, cellular component: cytoplasmic stress granule. The transcript is spliced from 7 exons. Gene Ontology annotation, biological process: nuclear-transcribed mRNA catabolic process, nonsense-mediated decay; regulation of mRNA stability; cytoplasmic stress granule assembly. Gene Ontology annotation, molecular function: mRNA binding.
AUGGAGGAUGAAAUGCCCAAGACCCUGUACGUGGGGAACCUGUCAAGAGAUGUGACCGAAGCUCUGAUCCUGCAGCUCUUCAGCCAGAUUGGACCCUGCAAAAACUGCAAAAUGAUCAUGGAUACAGCCGGGAACGAUCCCUACUGCUUCGUGGAGUUCUACGAGCACCGGCACGCGGCGGCCGCGCUGGCAGCCAUGAACGGCCGGAAGAUAAUGGGUAAGGAGGUCAAAGUCAACUGGGCGACCACCCCCAGCAGCCAGAAGAAAGACACCAGCAGUAGUACACUUGGCAUCACCCAGCUUGCACAAGACCAUUUCCAUGUCUUUGUUGGAGACCUCAGCCCCGAGAUCACAACGGAAGACAUCAAAGCAGCCUUCGCGCCCUUCGGCAGGAUAUCAGACGCCCGGGUGGUGAAGGACAUGGCCACAGGGAAGUCCAAAGGCUAUGGCUUUGUCUCCUUCUUCAAUAAGUGG